UAAACAAACAAAACGCACGGCGAAGAAUAAACAAAAAAUAACAAGAAGUCGAACGAAGAGUGGAGCGGGAUCGCCGUCGCCGCCGCAGAUCGUUUUCCGGUGCCGGAGUAGAGGCGAGAGUACAGGCAAGGGAAGGGGCGAGGAAGCAGGCUUGGGCUGCCAUGGUGCUCGGCCCCAUCGCGUUCGUCCUUGGCUCCGGGUUUCUGUGGAAUCAUCUUAAGCCGGACAGCACCAAAAAUGUCCCCAUUAUCGGGGACGCGCUCUCCGCGGCUGCCAACUUUGCCAAGGUCGUUGGGAAGGACGGGAAGGACACGUCGUCGUCGUCGAACAGUGGAGACCAGCUGAUGUCUCAGGUCAGUAGUCUCAGGGAGGAACUUCGACGAGCUCUACGCGAGAGGGACGAUGAUGUUACAAUCAUCGAUAAUAGAUCAGGGGCUGGUGCAUAUACUGUAACAGCGGUCGUUGUUGCAGGGCUUGUCGGCUACGCAUAUAUUAGGUGGAAGGGUUGGAAGAUCAGUGAUAUCAUGUGGGUGACAAAGCGCGGGCUGAAUGAUGCCUGCAGUGUAGUCGGAAACCAAUUAAAUGAAGUUUCUGACACUGUCCAUGUUACAAAAAAACAUCUAUCUGGAAGGAUUGACCGGGUAGAUGCCACUCUCGAUGAAACGCAAGAAAUAAUUGAAGGGACAAGAGAUGAGGUCUCAAUCAUCAAUGUAAAUCUCAGUAGUUUCCAAAAGGAGCUACAAGAAGUGAAUCGUACAGUUGAAAUAUGGGGGUCAAGGCUUUGCAGUAUCGAGGACACCCAGGAUCGAACUGUGCGUGCAACUGAAGCCCUGGUUGGGUUUGGCCAACAAAUGGAACACUCCCAGAGGGGCAGUUUUCGUCAGAUCUCAUCAUUCGUUCCAGCACUAGGAUCCUCGUCGGAGAAUAUUGUUAGAAGGCUUCCGCCGCCUCCUCCUCUAGCUCUGGAAACUAUGGAAACUAUCUCGUCAGUAGCUGAAUCAAAGCCUACUGUAGAGGAAACCCAGGAGAACCGCAAGACACUUUCGCAGAGCGAAGGAAGCACAAGGUGGAAACUACCCAGCCUUGGCUUUCUGAGGAGUGGAUCAAAUGUAUGAGAUGACACAUGCAUGUGCACCGAUUGCAGACGCCGAGGAAUUCCCCUUUUCAGGAAAAUCAGAUGUACACGAUAGGGGUCAUUUUUGUAGACACAUAUCUGUAUAGAGAAAUGAGAGUUGCAACUUGGAUUCAACCAAUGUUUACUGUGGGGAUUUAUACAAUUAGGCAUACAUCUAGAUCAAGUUUUUACAACUUAGAUUCGACUCAUAAUUAAAGUAGUAUGGCUUCUUGCAAUGGUGAUCUUCACUUUAUAUUUCCGUCGUAGAAUAUAUAUUCUUUUUUUUCAUGGAAAAUGGAACCCUGACCAUUCCAUUUACAUGUGCAAUCAGCAAGUCCAAGUUUUGAUGUU
Lolium perenne is the source of this 1465-nucleotide messenger RNA. RefSeq lists its product as uncharacterized. Lineage: Eukaryota; Viridiplantae; Streptophyta; Magnoliopsida; Poales; Poaceae. The record is from RefSeq and is a predicted model, not a curated record.